This is a messenger RNA of Sitophilus oryzae (rice weevil), 1888 nucleotides long. RefSeq names its product GDP-Man:Man(3)GlcNAc(2)-PP-Dol alpha-1,2-mannosyltransferase. The transcript is spliced from 5 exons. Gene Ontology annotation, molecular function: GDP-Man:Man(3)GlcNAc(2)-PP-Dol alpha-1,2-mannosyltransferase activity. Bases 90 to 1535 code for a protein of 481 amino acids. Gene Ontology annotation, cellular component: endoplasmic reticulum membrane. NCBI's taxonomy places the organism in Eukaryota, Metazoa, Arthropoda, Insecta, Coleoptera, Curculionidae. Gene Ontology annotation, biological process: protein N-linked glycosylation. The record is from RefSeq and is a predicted model, not a curated record.
UACAAAAGAACUAUUUUUUUUGACAAAAACAAACAAAUUGUGGUUUGUUGGCAUUUUUUUUAAGAAAAAAAAGCAAUUAUUCACUGAAAAUGGUUUUCUUCAGUUUUCUAUUUUCCUUGGCAGUCUCAAUUAAAUUAUUGCUAGCCACAUGUUUAUUUUUAAUAUUAGCUGCUACCAUUGUACUACCUUUGGGAUAUUUUUAUCUUAAGCAUACAUACAGAUUAGAAAGGAUAAAAAGGAAAGACGGUUUAAGUGUUGGAAUAUUUCACCCUUAUGCAAAUGCUGGUGGAGGUGGUGAAAAAGUACUGUGGGUAGCACUAAAGGCAUUGCAAGAAAAGUAUCCACAAGCAAAAUUUUACAUUUACACAGGCGACAUUGAAUUUCCUCCUGUUGAAAUAUUGCGCAAAGUCAAGCUUAGUUUAAAUGUAGAUAUAGAUCCUAAGAAAGUUAAGUUUAUAUAUUUAACUAGGCGAAGAUGGGUUGAGCCAAGAAUGUACCCAAUUUUUACACUAUUGGGCCAAGUAGUUGGAUCAAUUUUACUUGGAUUUGAAGCUCUUAAUCAGUUAAACCCAGACAUUUUUAUUGAAACAACAGGAUUCACUUUUACUCUACCAUUAUUCAAGUAUCUGGGUGGUUGUAAAACGGGCUGUUACGUUCAUUACCCACUUAUAACCAAAGAAAUGUUACGUAGAGUACAAAGCAGAAGUCAAAUUUAUAACAAUAGAGAUUUUAUUUCCAGAAGUCCAACUUUAACCUACACAAAACUAGUAUAUUACCAUAUUAUAGCUUAUAUUUACAGUUUAGCUGGCCUAUGUUCAGAUGCCACUCUUGUAAAUUCGACAUAUACAUUAGAAAACCUUCAAGUUCUUUGGAAUAUUCCCAUGUCUUUAGUUUAUCCCCCUUGUGAAGUAAAUCAUUUAAGAAAAAUUACUCACGAAUUGCAUAAGCCUGAAACAAUUAGGAUUCUAAGUUUAGCUCAGUUUAGGCCUGAAAAGGACCACCCGUUGCAACUGCAAGCUUUGUACGAACUAAGAGAAAUCAUUCCUGAUCAGGUCUUUGAGAACAUUGUUUUGGUAAUCUGUGGAAGUUGUCGUAACGAGGAAGAUAGUCGGCGUGUACAAGAUUUGAAAGAUUUAUCAAAACAUUUGUCUCUAGAAAAUAAUGUUGAAUUUAAAGUAAACUGCUCAUUUGAUGAACUAUUUGAGGAAUUGGGAAAGUCAUAUAUUGGCAUUCACACUAUGUUAGAUGAACACUUUGGCAUCAGUGUAGUUGAACAAAUGGCAGCAGGGUUAAUAAUGGUAGCACACAGAUCAGGAGGACCCCUUUUAGAUAUCAUCGAAACUUCUGAGGGAUCUAGAUUGGGAUUUUUGGCAAAAACUGCCGAAGAGUUUGCUCAUAUAUUAAAAUUUAUUAUUGAGCUGAGAGACGAUGAAGUGAAUCAGAUAAGGGAAAGGGCUAGAGCCAGUUGUGACAGAUUUAGUGUGGUUAAAUUUCAAGAAGAAUUUUUAAGAGCCAUUGAACCAAUUUUUAAGUAACUUUUAAUCUAAUUCUAAAUAGACUGAGGUAUAAUUGUUUUAUAUAUAACAAUACAGAUUAGAAAAUGGUAACAGAAUAUCUGUACUCAAUAUUAAUGUAUUGCUGUAAGUUGCAUUGUUUUCAUACAAUUUAAAAGAGGAGGGAUGCAAGAUUAAACCUAUGUCAUAACAAUUUUUCUGUGAUAGCAAAGAUUCAUUUUAACAAUGCAAAGGUCUCUAUAUCUAGAGGUAUACAUACUUCAAAAACAUAAUUUCUGUUAUGUUAUAUUAAUUUAAAAUUAUUAUUUUAUUGUUUUAGUAAAGAUGUACAUUUAUCCUCAUAGUUUCUAGAUGAGUAAAAGUUCUAUAUUUAA